Messenger RNA from Capronia epimyces CBS 606.96, 3195 nucleotides. Its product is annotated as bifunctional P-450:NADPH-P450 reductase. The transcript is spliced from 7 exons. Lineage: Eukaryota; Fungi; Ascomycota; Eurotiomycetes; Chaetothyriales; Herpotrichiellaceae. Gene Ontology annotation, molecular function: heme binding; FMN binding; iron ion binding. Gene Ontology annotation, cellular component: cytosol. The record is from RefSeq and is a predicted model, not a curated record. The coding region runs from base 1 to 3195 and encodes 1064 amino acids.
AUGGCAGAAGCAAUCCCUUCUCCAAGAGGGCUGCCCAUACUGGGCAACGCCCUCGACAUCGAUGCCGAAUAUCCCAUGACCAGUCUCAACAACCUGGCAGACAGAUAUGGCGAGAUAUUCAAGCUCAGUCUAGGUGGACAUGAACGGGUCUUUAUCUGCAGCAAUGAAUUGCUCAACGAGGUCAUGGACGAGAGGCGCUUUGAAAAGGCCGUCACCGGAGCUCUUGUGCAUAUCCGAAGCGCCGUCCACGAUGGGCUGUUUACUGCCUUCCCCGGAGAGCAUAAUUGGGAAGUGGCACAUCGUGCGCUGAUGCCGGCGUUUGGACCGGUGCCAAUCAAUGCCAUGUUUGACGAAAUGCACGACAUUGCAACCCAGUUGAUCCUCAAGUGGGCUCGAUACGGACCGGACCACGAGAUCAAAGUCAGCGACGACUUCACUCGGCUCACCCUAGACUCGAUCGCCCUUUGCGCAAUGGGUACACGAUUCAACUCCUUCUACACCGAGGAAAUGCAUCCUUUCGUCAAGGCCAUGGUUGGCGUCCUUGUCGGAGCAGGGGAGAGGGCGCGGAGACCAGCCUUUGCUCCCGGAUACCUCUAUCGAGCUGCUGACCAACGCUUCCAAGAGAACGUUGAUCUGCUGGCCAAAGUUGCCACCAAUCUGGUGCGAGACCGCCGCCAGAAUCCUACGGACAAAAAGGACCUGCUGAACGCCAUGCUCCACAACAAAGAUCCCAAGACCGGCGAGCACUUGACCGAGGAGACAAUCACGAACAACAUGAUCACAUUCUUGAUCGCAGGUCAUGAGACGACAUCAGGACUAUUGUCGUUCCUGUUCUACGAGCUCCUGAAGAAUCCGGAAGCCUACCGAAAAGCGCAGGCCGAGGUCGACGAAGUGGUUGGCGAAGGGCCCGUCACUGUCCAACAUCUGUCGAAACUGAAGUAUAUCAAUGCCGUUAUGCGCGAGACGCUACGUCUCCAUCCAACAGCACCGGCUUUUACCGUUCGAGCCAAGCAGGACGAGAUUAUUGGCGGCAAGUAUCGAGUCACCAAGGACAUGCCACUGGUGUGUUUCCUGAUGGCGGCGCACCGAGAUCAUGCAGUCUACGGCGAGGAUGCUGAGAGAUUCGAGCCGGAACGGAUGCUCGACGAGCCGUUUGGCCAACUGCCACCCAACGCCUGGAAGCCAUUCGGGAACGGCACUAGGGGGUGUAUCGGGCGGCAAUUUGCAUGGCAGGAAGCUUUGCUGGCCGUGGCAAUGGUCCUCCAGAACUUCGACCUCAGCCUUGUCGACCCGACGUAUAAGCUCCAGAUCCAAUCCACGUUGACCAUCAAGCCGAAAGGCUUCUCUAUGCGCGCGAAAGUUCGCCAUCCGGAUUUCGAAGCUCGCUUGGCCGGGAUACCGUCCACCUCCUCCAAAGCAGACUCCCAUACACAGCACAGCGGGCCUAAACCUGCCGCCGAAUUGGCACAAUCGAAUCGACCUACCUUGUCUAUAUUCUAUGGGUCAAACGCGGGCACCUGUGAGGCAAUGGCGAAUUCUCUGGCUUCCUCGGCCGGCGCUCAUGGGUUCCAAGCCCAAGUUGACGUUCUUGACAAAGCUACAAACGCUGUGCCGCUGUCUGGGCCCGUCGUCAUCAUCACCUCGAGCUACGAGGGCGAACCACCAGAUAACGCGGCGCACUUUGUCUCGUGGCUGAAGAGUCUCCAGGGUGCGAAACUGGAUGGUGUCAAGUACGCUGUAUUUGGAUGUGGAAAUCGCGACUGGCAACAAACCUAUCACAAGAUCCCUAAGUUUGUGGAUACGACUUUGGCUGAGCGAGGUGCGGAGCGUCUCGUCCCGAGAGGAGCAGCCGAUGCCAACGAUGCAGCACUGUUUGACACCUACGACACUUGGAAAGAUGAGCAGCUGUGGCCGGCGAUUACGAAAGCCUUCGGAGCCCAGACAUCCGCGAGCAGCAAGGUUCCUGAAGCCAGUGGUCUGGACGUGAAGGUGUCCGUGGAGACGAGAGCCAGUCUUCUCCGUCAAGAUCUGCAGACUGCAAUGGUUCUGGAGACAGCCCUCCUGACCGACCCGGAGGUGCCUCAAAAACGACACAUGGAGAUCCAACUGCCGUCCGGAAUGACAUACAGGGCAGGCGACUACCUGGCCGUUCUGCCAUUCAACCCACUGCGGAAUGUGCGUCGAGCUAUGGCGCGAUUCAAUCUGCCUUGGGAUGCGGUGAUCACGAUCAGCCCGGACUCACACACGACGCUGCCCAAGGGCAAACCCGUUUCUUUGUUCGAAGUGCUAUCCGCGCUGGUCGAGCUGUCUCAACCCGCGACGUCCAAGCAGGUCAAGCAAGUCGCCGAGACGGUGGCCGAGCCCGAUCUCGCGCCGCGGCUCCAAAAGCUCGCGGGCGACGAUUUCAAAAGCGAAGUCGUCGACAGAAACCUGUCUCUGCUCGACCUGCUGGAGGAGUACCCGACAGCGCAGUUCUCCUUAGGCCAGUUCCUCGACGCUCUGCCUGCUAUGCGGAUUCGACAGUACAGCAUCUCGUCGUCGCCAUUGAAGGAUCCGUCACGGUGCACCAUCACAUACACUGUGGUGGAUGCGCCGUCGCGAGGGUCGAGUGCCGGCCGCCGAGGCCGCUUUUUGGGCGUGUCGAGCAACUACCUGCGCAGCCGCGAGCCGGGCGACUGGAUCCACGUCGCGGUGCGGCCAAGCCACGCAGGCUUCCACCUGCCGCUGGACGACAGCACACCCGUGCUGAUGGUUUGCGCGGGCACCGGACUUGCGCCGUUCCGCGCGUUCGUGCAGGAACGCGCGCUGAAAAUCGAGUCCGGGCGACAGCUGGGGCCAGCUCUGCUGUUCUACGGCUGCGGGUCGCCCAGCCAGGACGACAUCUAUGCCGAGGAAUUCGCAAGGUGGCAGCAGCAAGGCGCUGUCGAUGUGCGCCGGGCGUACUCGCGGCAUCCGGAUCAGAGCUUCGGUUGUCGGCAUGUGCAAGACCGCAUCUGGCAUGACCGAGACGAGGCCAGGAGCCUCUUCGUGCAGGAUGCCCGCGUCUACAUGUGCGGAGCGGGCGCCGUGGGUGCCGAGAUCAACAAGGUCAUGGCUCAAAUCUAUAUCGAAGCCAAGGGAGUCUCUCAGGAAGAGGCGGACGACUGGGUCGCCAGGUUGAAGGGUGUGCGGUACUGGGCGGACGUGUUUGCUUGA